AGCAGGUUAGAUUCUGGGUCGUCCAACCAACCCAUUCAGGCACAAUGUUGGUGUCCCUGAUUCUAGUGAGUGUGGCUUUGGCAUCUGCUAAUCAUUCUGGUGAGGACUUUGAAGGCCAUAAGGUUUUCCGUGUCACUGUUGAAGAUGAAAAUCAUAUCAACUUAAUGCAUGAGUUGGCCAGCACCAGCCAGAUUGACUUCUGGAAACCAGACUCCAUCACACAAGUCAAACUUCACAGUACCGUUGACUUCCAUGUUAAAGCAGAAGAUGUUGGCACUGUGGAAGACUUCCUGGAGCAGAAUGAUUUAUAUUAUGAGGUAUUGAUAGGCAACCUGAGAAGUAUGAUGGCAGCUCAGUUUGAUAGCCACGGCCGUGCAACUGGACACAGUUAUACGAAGUACAACAACUGGAAAACUAUAGAGGACUGGACUCAACAAGUUGCUGCUGAGAAUCCGGAUCUCAUUUCUCGCAGUGUCAUCGGAACCACAUUUGAAGGUCGCUCAAUGCACCUCCUCAAGGUUGGCAAAGCUAAACCAAACAAGCCUGCUGUCUUCAUAGACUGUGGUUUCCAUGCGAGAGAGUGGAUUUCUCCUGCUUUUUGCCAGUGGUUUGUGAGAGAGGCUGUACGUACCUAUGGACAGGAGAUCCAAAUGACAGAGCUGCUCGAUAAAUUAGACUUUUAUAUCCUGCCUGUGUUCAAUAUUGAUGGCUACGUCUACACCUGGACCAAGGAUCGAAUGUGGAGGAAGACCCGCUCUACCCAGGCUGGAACUUCCUGUUUUGGCGCAGACCCUAACAGAAACUUUGAUGCUGGUUGGUGCGAAAACGGAGCUUCUACCAGCCCCUGUUCUGACACUUACUGCGGAUCCACCGCAGAGUCUGAAAAAGAGACCAAAGCUCUGGUUAACUUCAUCCGAAAAAAUCUCUCUUCCAUCAAGGCAUAUUUCACAAUCCACUCAUACUCCCAGAUGCUGCUCUACCCUUACUCCUAUUCCUACAAACUGCCCCAGAACAAUGCAGAGUUGAAUGCCCUGGCUAAAGCCGCUGUGAAAGAACUUGCCUCCCUGCAUGGCACCAAGUACACAUACGGCCCAGGAGCCACAACAAUCUAUCUUGCUGCUGGGGGCUCUGACGACUGGGCUUAUGACCAAGGAAUCAAAUAUUCCUUCACCUUCGAACUCCGGGAUACAGGCAAAUAUGGCUUUCUGCUUCCUGAAUCCCAAAUCCGUGCAACUUGUGAGGAGACCCUACUCGCAGUCAAACACAUUGCCAGCUACAUCCUGGGACAUCUGUACUAGUCGAUA
Fukomys damarensis (Damara mole-rat) is the source of this 1304-nucleotide messenger RNA. RefSeq names its product carboxypeptidase B1 (gene Cpb1). Gene Ontology annotation, biological process: proteolysis. Lineage: Eukaryota; Metazoa; Chordata; Mammalia; Rodentia; Bathyergidae. The coding region runs from base 45 to 1298 and encodes 417 amino acids. The record is from RefSeq and is a predicted model, not a curated record. Gene Ontology annotation, molecular function: metallocarboxypeptidase activity; zinc ion binding. The transcript has 11 exons.